Molecule: messenger RNA, 396 nt
Organism: Caenorhabditis briggsae
Lineage: Eukaryota; Metazoa; Nematoda; Chromadorea; Rhabditida; Rhabditidae
Exons: 3
Coding region: 1-396 (131 amino acids)
Source: RefSeq, a predicted model, not a curated record
AUGACACUACACCAUUGUUUCAUCUGCCUUCUUAUUAUCCUAAUCUCCCAGGUUAAUUAUAUUUUGGCUGAAGAUGAGGACCACCCUCCUAGGGUAAAUGAAGCAUCGCGAGACAACUCGGAUGUUUGGCUCGUGGUGAUUCUGUGCCUGUUGUUCUGUUUCGCCUUACGUCAUAUGAACGAUUUCUAUGUUGGUGAAUCGGUAACACUUGUGGCCGAAGGAGAGUUUUCGCAUAGAUUCAGUCGGAAACAAACCAACAAACAUUUGGAACGAGUUGAGAAAGAUUUCAAUGACAUGUUCCAAAAACUAUGUGAGAAGUAUGAAAGAGAUUUGGAUUCUGAUGGAUGUUGUGGCUACUAUGAGGAGAAGAAAAAGGUCACUGAUAAGUUGGUUUGA